This is a messenger RNA of Vitrella brassicaformis, 2504 nucleotides long. NCBI's taxonomy places the organism in Eukaryota, Vitrellaceae. The record is from the annotation of a GenBank genome assembly.
CGCGUCGGACAUCGUUAUGUGUGGACAUGAACGUGAUUUGACACGUUUACGUCGGUUCAUCUCAUCGAUCACACAGGAUGGCAUGGCUGGCGUGUUGGUGUCGCCGACACUGCAAAUCACCGAAACCCCGCCCGCCCUCCGCAUGCCAGGGCGGGGCGGGUGCCAGCGAUCCACAGCAAAGGCAACACCAGCACGUGCCCAUCCACAGAGUCACACCCUCGGUCGGUCGGUCGACCAUGAAAUGAAGGGGUGGGUGGACAGAAUGAAUGAACGCAUGUGAGUGCAUGUCUCGAUCGUCCUCUCUCACCAGCCCCCACAAAAUCGAUGGAUGCGAUGCGCCUUGCUCACGACACGACCCUUUGGGUAGCCAGUCAGUCAGGCAGUCGUUCAGGAAAACAGCUAGCGGCGCCAAAACAUCCACCCACCCCUACAUGGAUGGCAUCGACACACACAUAUGCACAGAGCAGCACGCACAGAGCACAUCAUAUUGAUCAUGCAAUGCAAGGCAGUGGGGUGGUGUGCUACAUCGCACAUCGCCAAAGCCCCCCCACCAGCGCACAUCACAUGCGGGGGGCGGGGCACGCAGAGAGAGCAGCGAAUGAGUGAGUGGGUGAGUGGGCCAGUCAGUUGUGGUGGAAGACGAUAACGUCCCCAUCCUGCACCACAUACUCCUUCCCCUCCAUCCGCACUCUCCCCGCCUCCUUGGCCUUGACGCGGGUGCCGUGCUCCACCAGGUCGGCGUACGCCGUCACCUCGGCCCGAAUGAAGCCCUUCUCAAAGUCCGAGUGGAUCUUGCCCGCCGCCUGCGGCGCCCGGCUGCCCUUCAGGAUCGUCCACGCCCGGCUCUCCUGCUCACCGCUCGUCAGAAAGGUCAUCAAACCAAGCGCAUCGAAGGACGUCUGCAUCACAAAGGUAGAUGUCUGCUACAGUGUGUGUCUGAGAUGUGCGAAGCUGGUGGCUUACGGCGAUGAGUCGGUCGAGUCCUGUUUUGUCAAGCCCAACCGAGUCGAGAAACUCCUGCGCAUCCUCCUCGUCAAGGCCGGCCACCUCGGCCUCGAACUUGGCGGAGAUUGGGAUCACCUGGCUGCCCUCGGCCUCUGCGUACUCGCGGACCUGCCGCACAUACUCGUUGUCCAUGUGGGGGAGGUCCUCCUCCUUGACGUUGGGCACGUAGAUGACGGGCUUGGACGUGAUGAAGUCGUAUUGCGACACAAGGGCGUAGUCGUCUUCCUUCAGCUUGCCGCUGGUUUGGAGGCUCCUGACGGGCAGCUCGGCGCUGAGGUGCUCGAUGGCGACCUUGACGACCUCCAGCGUCGCCGCGGCCUGCUUGUCGUUCUUGGCCUUCUUGUUGAGGUUGGCUGCGAUGUUCUCGGCCAUCUGCAGGUCGGCCAAGAUGAGCUCCAAAUUGAUGAUCUCUAUGUCCUGUGACAGCAACACACACACACAAACCUCGACAUCAUCGCUCCCUCCCUCCCUCCCUCCCUCCCCGGCAGACCGUAAUGGGGUCGAUCUUGCCGUCGACGUGUGUGAUGUGUUCGUCGUCGAAGCACCGCACCACAUGGCAGAUGAGGUCCGUCCCGCGGAUGUUGGAGAGGAACUUGUUGCCGAGACCCUCACCCUUGGAGGCACCCUUCACCAGACCAGCGAUGUCCACAAACGUGGUCGUGGCGAACACUAUCUUCUGAGAGCUGCUCAGCUCAGCGAGCUUAGACAGACGCGGGUCACGCACCUCGACAAUGCCUAUAUGAGGGAAAGGGAGGGAGAAAGCAGCGCCAGUUGGCGUGCGCUUAAUUCGGAUGGCGCGUGCCGACCCGACCCGACCCACCGGUGUUUGGUUCAAUGGUGCAGAAGGGGUAGUUGGCCGCAUCCACCUGCUUCUUGGUAAGCGCGCUGAACAGUGUGGACUUCCCUGACCGAUGUAAGCGAUGCAACCAACAUGGAAUCCAUCCAUCCAUCCAUCCAUGACACAUGGCCCUCUCAUCAUCUCUGCUGCCUGCCUGCCUGCCUGCCAUUUAUUCUCACCAACAUUAGGAAGACCUGAACGAGCAAGUCAACACACAAGGAUGGGAUGGGCGGAUGAAUAGAUGAGCGAACGCAUGUUUGGGUGAGCACUGAAAUCACUCACAUACCUACGAUGCCGGCCGCCAGGUUCAUCGACAGCUCUCCCUGCCGCCUCUGCCGCCUCUGCCGGUGCUGCUGAUGCCUCAAGAGGGUCCUCUCUGCUGCGGAUGAUACUGAUGGGGUAAAGCCCGCCUGCCGCCUCCAGCCGCUGACUUCAUUCGCCAAACAACAUGAGAUCAGCAUGCAAAGCGCUGGGAUUGUCCCGUGCACCCGCUUGGCUGGUUGCCGUGGGGAUGCCGGUGCACACGAGGAUCCCCGCCGUGCUGCGCUGCUGCGAUAUGCAUGGUCAGGAUCAUCACUCGGCGAGCCGUGGGAGUGCCGCUCUCGUAUCGCCGCCCUGCUCUGUCGCUCCAUCGCCGAGAUCUCUCUCUCCACAAUCAGUG